AUGGCUGUGUGCAAGGUGUCCAGCUUCCGGGGAGCCCUGCUGGGGGCACUGCUGGGAGACUGCCUCGGAGCCGUGUUCGAGGGUCUCAACACAACUGUACGGAGUGUGUGUCAGUUCCUGGACCGCCUGGACAAACGGAGCAAGGAGGGGAAGGGUGAGAGCCAGGCAGGCAGCCAGCCAGGCAGGCAGCACUGAGUCUGAUUAUAGUCCUAUACACUCACUGUAUACACAUAGCAUUCUGUUACACUGGCUGAGCAUAGUGGGAGUUCAUUGUAAUACAGAAAGUACCCAACAUUGGGGCUUUACUACUUGUAAUAGCAGCUAUACAUAUUUAUUUUUAGCUCAAGAUAUUAUCAGUAACUGACUUCCCCCUUUUUAUUACUUAAAAUAAAUUUUGUUAUAAUAAUAAUAACUAGAAAAGCUACAAUUUCUGGGGAAAUUGUGUGAAGUGCUCUUGUCUCCACCAGUAGUCUACAACUGGAGUGGGCGGAGUAACUGUGGAAAUGUUGGAGUGUGGUUCACGCACUCUACAGCAAGCAUGGCAAACUCGCGGCCCACGGGCUGCAUGCUUCCCACAAGGACCAUCUUUGCAGCCCAGCGAGCCACGAGUACAUGCCUAAUAUUCCAAGCAGAGUAGGCACCUGCUUUCUCCACAUUGCAGGUGCCUACUCUGCUAACACUUAAAGUGUGUGCGUCUCUGUGUGUGUGUGUCUGUCUGUCAGUGUGCCUGUAUGUGUGUUUCAGUGUGCCUGUGAGUAUGUGUGUGUCAGCUGGAGGAUCAGAUUUGGCACACAGUGGUGGAGGGGGGGUGUUGUGGUUUAGUGGGGGGGGAGACUGUUUUUUUAUACUGUACUUUUUAAAAGAAACCUAUGUUUCUAUGAAAAUGUAAGGUAUUUUUGUUUUGCGGCCCACGUAAACUUAAACCUGGUAUAUGUGGCCUGUGCCAGACUUUGAGUUUGACAUACUUGCUCUACAGCAAGGGCAGAGAAGAGCUUUCAAAUCCCUCGAACAUUCCACCAACUGCCAACAGGAACUAAUAGAUUUCAAAUAGGGCAGAGAAGAGCGGUUAAAAACAAACUGCUCCAAAUCCUACAGUGAAGAGCUUUAUAUUGUGAGAAUCACAAGACCCAGACCUACAUUUUGAUGCAUAAUAUGUCUCUGGGAUAUUAAAAAUGAAGGCACAGUCGCAGUUUAGAUAUUGCCCUUCAAAUUUGAGGUGGCUAGAGUGGAGUUUCAAUGAAUGUCAAUGGACGGCGUGAGUUGCAAACAAAUGGUCAUAUUGUGAAAACUAUCAGGGCUAUGGCUUAGCCGUGGACAUUUUUAUUGGCAGCAGGGAUAGCUGAACGUUUUGAUAUAAGAUUUGUGUAGGUGGGCUUGAAAAUGAGGGAGUGGUGGCAGUUUAGAAAUCAUGUCCUGAUUUUUCAGCUCACACUCUAGCUUUUGUCAGCUCCCAUUUAUUCCUAUGGGACCAAUUUUGCCACAAAAACGAUGAUAUUCCGUGAAACAUUCGGCGAAACGUUCCACAAAGUAAUAGCAAUCCGAUCGGGAACAAUCCCCAAGUUUCGGUAUAUUACUGUCUAUGUCAGGGGUAGGCAACCUACGGCACUCAAGGCUGCUAGAGCCAAACAGGCUCUGGCCUAUCAGGAGUCCCAGUAUCAGAUAUCUGCUAAUACGAAGAGAUGGUGAAGGACAAUCCUCAAUGUAUGCAUUGCAGCACAUAGAGAAACUGAUCUCAGAUCACUUCCUCCCAGCACUUGUGAAUGGGAAUCCACACUGUAGUAGAGCAGCCUGCAGUUGCUGUUGCAGCUCCUGUGCUUGACCUGUACCUGGCCAGCCUGGUCCCCACUGGAACCCACACUGCUAGAUAUACACAGAAAUGCAGAAUAACCCUCCCCUCAUACAAAUAAAACGAACAGACAUACACACAAUCCGUACAAACGCAACACCACUAACAAUCAACAUGCAUGCACACAAUCCCACAUGCAGCAUCUCACGUGCAAUACUCCAAACAGCCCCCACACAUACACACAACACCAACCACAAACUUCUCAUGAACAUAUACAAUAUAAUAGCUCAUAUACUCACAAAUACAACGAUACAAAGCAAUUACAGUAAAAAUAACACAAGCAGAAUACGGCAGCAUACACACGUCAAUUUAAAAAAAUAGGACUGGCACACUACGGGACAUCACAAUCCUAUAUCGGCACAGUGCUGUUAAAAGGUUGCCUACCCCUGGUCUAUGCAGUGUAAAAACUGUGGGAAGAGUUAGGGUGGUAAAUUUGGCUAUAAUAAGAAUAAUAAUAUAUGUGGGAUAAUAGUAAGUGGUCUUGCUAUGCAAGAACACUUUAAUAAAGAGAAAAAAAAAAGUUGUGGAAUUCCUCUUGUUUGUUGCUCAUCUGUCUCAUAGAACUUGAAUGAGAAUUCACAGGACUUCCCUUUUCUAAUAUCUUUAAGACAUACUAAUUUUGCAGAAGGUGGAGGGGCUGACAGUGCUGCCUUAAGUGACUUUUUUUUCUGCAUUCUAUGGAAUGAUAUGGAUGAAUGGUACCCAUAGACAUUAUCAGAAAAAACUAAAACUGUUGUGGUUUAUUAACGACACAACAGACUACAUAAAUAAAUAAUAUGGAUAUUCCCUGACUGCACAGGUUCUGAGAUUCUUAGUGAUAUUAUUGCUGCUUUCUGGAAUGACAAUGAUGGAUGGCACAGGUCUUUCAUGCUGGGGUGCCUAUUAAAAUAAUUAACAGGGAUCGAGUGCCCUGCGAGUGGGGGCUAUUGUCCUCCCCAGCUCCCACCUGUUGUGAUUGCUGGGGGCCCUAAAUGACAAUGGAGGAGUGGGUCUAUUGUCCUUUUGCAGACCCCACCCAUUGGCAGUGGAUGGAUGCCACGAAUGAUAAUGGGGGGGAACAUUGUGUGUGUGUCCCAGCCUUCACCCAUCGACAGUGGGAGGGGGCCCUAAAUUAUAAUGGGUGGGGACCUAUUGUCCCACCCAUUUGCCAAGGGUGGGGGCUAGUUGUUAAAAUAAUUCCCCCCCCCCCCAGUGACUAGGGGGUGCCUAUUCACCUCUCAAAUAAACAAAUACCCUACCUACCACCUUCACCCUUAUAAUAGUGGGGAAAGGGGGCAAUAAAUCUGAAUACCUGAAAAAUAAAAUAUUAAUACUGACCAUUAGAUGUCUCCUUUUUUUUUUUUCAUAUUCCUUUUUCACCCUCAAAAAAGGGCAAACUGAAAUCCAUAAAGUUGCGUCAAACUAUUAAAAUAAAGGACCCGAUCACAAAAAUAUACCUCUAAAAAAUAUUCCAUCUUCACCCAUCAAGGGCUCCGUGCAGACUGAGCUUGGGGUGGGUAAAGUCUUAUAAAGCCAUUCCACACCGUGCAAGUUGACUUAGCGCGUCAGAUUGGUUGGUUUAAAAUAUUAGCUGGUAACUCCCUUCUUGUAAUAAACUGAACAAAGAACGAGUCGCAACUCUGUUUUAGUUUCAUUUCAAUGUAAUUCUAUUCAUUAAUUUUGUCUUUUGGACUAAUAGCCGAAAUUAGGACAAAAGUGAAUGCCUAAGUCUACAAGUGGGCAUGCGUGGGAAUUUCACAGCGCAAGCUAGUGUGGGAAAUGAAGGUGAUGAAGUAAACUUCAUCCAGGAACACAAAGAUGGCUGUGCCUAGGACACAGAUCGGGAGAAGAAAUUAGGCAGUAUAAAAAGGUGGUAUGGGGGACCUAGUGGCAUUUGGGGGUGAUGGGGGGACAAUAAAGUGUAGAGGAGUCAGGAGAGGGGUUAAAACCCCUCUGACCCCCACCCCCCCCCCACAAAAAAAAAAACAUAAAAUAAAAAAAUGGAAUGCAGACCUGGCAAAGGUGCUUUAACAGAAAAAAAGAAAAAAUGCUGUGGAUUAAAAAUCAUAAAACAGACCAUUAGGGGUAUUCCGAACUACAGUGAGUUUUGGUACAUAGAUCAUGUCCCUGCAGUCCCACUGCUCAGUUCUCUGCCAUUUAGGAGUUAAAUCACUUUGUUCGUUUAUACAGCCCUAGUUACAGCUCCAUGCAGAAGACUUGUACAGCUUUCCUAAACACUUCCUGAAAAGGAAUCUAGAUAUUUUAUGUUCAUGUAUUGCACAGUCUGUUUAAUCUAGAAUUUAUGUCCUGCUAUGUUAAUAGUCUUCUAGAGCUUGCGUGUUCUAUAGCCUCCUGUGUGUGAUUAAAGUUCAAAUUGCAGACAGGGCAUAAAAAUUGCUAAAGCAAGUUAACAUCUGAUUUUGUUUUUUCAUGGAGGCUGUGACGUGUGGCUAGGGCUCCAUAACAGAAACAAAAAUGAUUGAACUCCUAAAUGGCAGAAAAUUGAGCAGUGAGAAUGCAGGGUCAUGAGUUAUACAACCAAACUGCUUCAUUAAGAACGGAGGCAAUUGUACACGUUCUGAUCAAAACAAAACCUAGAAUUUGAGCUAUAUGUCUGUUCAUCCAUAGUUUACCUUUUUUCUAUUAAGUAGUACCCACAACAAAUAUUAAUGUUGUCUUUUUUGUGGAUUUUAAUCGACUUUUUUUUUUGUUUUGUUUUUUAUAUGUUGUUUAUGUCUAUGGGCAUUCUUUUCUGUUAUUCACCCUUGUUAUUCCUUACAAUAUGUGAGCAUAAAGCUGCAGAUAUUCUUCACUAAUUGCUUUGUCUCAUGAUAUCUUUGGAUUGUGUUGAAAUUGAAUGUUAUCCUUUUUAUUUAUAUGGUGAACUAAGGUAGAAAAGGCAAAAACAUGACUGUUCCUUUUCUUCUUUUUUUUUUUCUUUUUAUUCUUCCACCCCUUGAUUUAGAUCCUCUGAUGUACACAGAUGACACUGCUAUGGCAAGAUCGAUCAUUCAGUCAGUACUGGCCAACAAACAAUUUGAUACAAACGAUCUCGCUGAAAGGUACAAUUUAUCUGCUUGCAAUACAGUGAUGGAUGGUUUACUGCACUGGCACACUGUGAACCAUCUGUCUAUGUGCCAAGACCAUUACGUGUAGGUAUGAUUGUCAUGGUGUGUUUUUUUUGUGUGUUUUUUUUUUUGCCCCAGAUAUAAAUAGAUUACACACACUUUACAUUGGGUAGCAAGAUUUAUAAAUAAAUGGGAAAAAAUAUGUUCCUUAAAUGGGACAUGAGUGAUAAAAAUAUAUACCCAGGAGUUACAAACUCUGUUAAAGGGUUAUUCCAAGCAUUACAUCUACUAUAGCCCACUUUGGUGGUUAUAAUGUCAGGAAUACCCUGGCCUACUUCUCCGGUAAUGGUAAAAACCAUUUAGCAUUGGUAUGCCUACUUACCUGGGUCCACGCAGAGCUCUGAGGCUCCUUUCUGUGUAUGUGACAUGCUUCCAUCUGCUGCAGAUGCCGAUCCAGUGCCAUUCAUUGGCUGAGAGCUUCAGCUGACUGUUCUCCGCCAAUACUUAAACAUACACAAACGCAGAUACCACAUACUGGCACACGGAUACACACAGUUAAACAUACAAACUCAGAUACCACACACAAAUACACAUUGGCAGAUACAUACAAACACACUGGCACAAAGAUACACACAUUGACAGAUACAUUGACACACAGAUACACAAACCCCUUGCCACAUAGUGUGACAAACGCUCCUUCCCACGAACGUUUGCCACAGACUCCUGGAGGAGUGUGAAAGCCGGCCUCCUGCCCACCGACUGGUCCAGGUCUGAGACACAGUUUGGGAGUUACCCUGCCCAGCCGCCAUUAGCAGCUUUCCCUGGGUGCUCCUGGUUCGGCACUUUCCCUUCUCACGAAUGGAACUGGAUGCUAGCUCCCUGGCGGCGGUUCGCAUGAACAAACCCAUCGAUAGUUAGCCGCGAUCACUAUGGAACUACUUUCGGCAUGAGGACUUCAUGGGUUCCCAGUCAUCUCAGCUGUAAUUAGCCGCGAAUGUUAUGGAACUGUUUUCGUCAUCAGGUGCCGUACAACUUGGUCCGGGGUUUUGAACCACUGCCAGGAGAGCGCUUUUUGGAGGGAAGGUGCCUGAGACUAAGGGGAACAAACGCUAUCUGAGAGCUAGACAGAACACCAUGUAUUUCAAACGCAGGAGCUCCCGAAAGUUGACCGGCAAAAGCACCAAACGCCCUGGAUUUAUUUUAGGCAUAGCACCGGUCAGAACUUUAACUUUAAUUAUCUCCCAGGCCCAGAGAUUCCUGGGAGGGGCUUGUGUUGAAUACAAUGAAGACACCAUGCUGGGGUCUGUGCGUGAAAGACAGAGUUUGGCUCAUUAAAAUCAAUUGUACUCAAAGAACCAUGUGUUGUCUAGUACUGUGAGGGGAAAGGGUUAAUCAUUGCUCAGCACGUUGUUCCAGCUCGUGGAGGAUUCAGCAGGGAAAGUCCAGCGCCCAGGACCGUGUGUCAUCCAGUGCCUGACAUGAGAUAAAGCUAGUCCCCUACCCUGUUCUAGGACGGAGAUGCUCUAGGAGGACCCCAGUUAAGCCACGGCGACUGGGGCAGAAGCGUUCAGGUUUUCCCCGGUUCCAGCUAGGAAGCGGUCCUUGGCAAAGGUACUCAGUCGGGGUACAGGUAGCUCCGCUACAACAGAUACACACACUGACAUGCCGAUACACAAACUGGCACAGACACAAUGACACACAGACACACACACGUCAUAAUGUUUAUAUUUGCAGCCACCCUCCUGUUAACUUAUCUUUUGUCUGCAAGAGGGUGGCUUGCUUAGAGUGCUGCUAGCUGAGGUUGGUGUGUGGAGUCUGCAGCAGCUCCAUUCCCGAUGCUGCCUCUCUGUCCAGUGCUGCGCUCUCUGUAUCUGGGAGGAAGUGACAGGCUGUCACUUCUUCACAGCAUCCGAUACUACAGUUGCCCGGUCGCCCUCUUAAAGGGCCGUUGUGCCUGACCAGGCCCCUGUUCCCCAAUAACCAUCUGGUAGCCCUAAGUGCACGGAACACCAAUUGGGAAACGCUGCCUUAGACAAAUGAGUCUAGUUAAUUUACAAAAAAUUGGUGUAGUAUACAUUUUGAACCCCUAUAGCAAGUAAUUUUUUGUUGCCUGAUGAAGUGGCUGUCAUGUGGUGUCAUAACAUGGGAUCUGCAGAAAAAGGGUUUAGUGAAUCUGAGAAAAGUUUUGUGAUGUUAGUAACACAGGGCUUGACAAAUUUGUAUGGAAUCUAGGAGUCAUCUAAAAAAGUUAGGAGCCAGUUGUUUGUUUAUUUUUAAGGGACACUAUAGUCACCAGAACCACUACAGAUUAAUGUAGUUGUUCUGGUGCCUAUAGCUUGUCCUUGUAGUCUUUUUGAGAGAAAAGGCAGUGUUUACAUUGCUGCCUACUUAGCAAUCACUCAGACGGCCACUAGAGAAUCCUGUGUAAGUGCUCUGCAUGGAGGCGCUGAAUGUUACCCAUAGGAAAGCAUUGGCUUAGCGGAGAUCAGAAAGAUUGAUAUUCUCAACUACGAGACAAGCCGCGGCAAAACCGGCACAGCGCUGGGAAAAAAGGUGAGCAAAAACACUUCUCAUGUGAUCGGAGGGGGGCAGGUACCUAAACAGACAUACACAGCCUGACAGGCGCACACAAACUUUGACACACACUGACAGACUUACAAACACACUGUCAGAGAGACACACUGACAGAGGCAUGCUCACACUGUCACAAAUUUUAAUCCACCCACUCUCCCUACGUUUGAGAGAGCUGAGUGGAUCUUUCCAUGGGGUUCAGUGGGGCUGCCUGCUCAUUCUGCGUGUGAGGUAGCCGUAAUCUACUUGCAGCUACUCUCUGCUCCCUCGCACUGUCUGUAGUGAUGCCGGAAUGGCGUCAUAUUCUGGUUCUUGGCAUUGGGGAUCGACCGAUUAUCGGUUUUACCGAUAUAAUCAGCCAAUAUUCGGUAUUAUAGGCAAUAUCGGUAUCGGCCAGUAUAGAUACCGAUAAUACCUCCUAGCGGUGGUCCUGGGGGGACCGGCAGCAAGCUGUUACUUACCUCCCAGCAGCUCUUCCAGCUCCCCAGUGUAAAUCUCGUGAGACCUGCGGCCGUCAGAGCGUUACCACGGGUUACUAUAGUAACGCUCCGCGAGAUUUACACUGGGGAGCUGGAGGAGCUGCUGGGAGGUAACAGCUUGCUGCUGGCCCCCCACUAUACAUACCACUGGACCACCAGGGAUUAACAUAUCCCCCCUCCCUGGCCAGGCAAGCCGGGAGGGGGGACAAAAAAUUAAAAUAAAACAUAAACAUUAAAAAUUAAAAUAAAAAAUGCCUCCCCCCAUUUUACACAAAUCACAUCCCUUCAGGAAAACACACACACUCUGCAUUAUAUACACACACUACACACUCUGUAUAUAGUGUGUAGUGUGUGUGUGUGUGUGUGUGUAUAUAAUGCACACACUACAUUAUAUACACACUACACACUGUAUUCAUUAUAUAUACACACACUGCGUUCGCUAUACACACUGCACUCACUUUACGCACACUACACACACACACACUGCAUUUACUUUACACACCACACACUACAUUCACUAUACACACACUACACAAACACACACUCUCUGCAUUCAUUAUAUACACACUACACAAACAGUCCCUACAUUCAUGAUAUACACACAGGUCCACUGUCUAAACACACUGCAUCCACUGCAUGUGGCUUGUAUAUUUUGUGCAUUUACCUUUAGAAAUAGUUUAUUUUUUCAAAAUGGUAAAUGCAUGUUAUCGGCCUGAAAGUUCACAGAUUAUCGGUAUCGGCUCAAAAAAAAAAAUCAAUAUCGUUCAAUCCCUACUUGGCAUCCCUAUACAGCGUGAGGGAGCAGAGAGGAGCUGCAGUAAGAUUACUGCUCCCUAGCAGCUGCUUGAUCCUGCGGCCUCUACAUAACCCAGGGCGGCCGGCUACAACGCUCCAUGAGAAGGCCGCCUCCAUGCUCUCCAGGGUGGGCGGCUGGCCCCAUUGUUUGGAUCAGCCGGUAAAGGGCUGACAAAUCCCAGGAUUUUUCGAGCCCUGUAUUAACAGUUCCCAUUACGGUGAUGGUCAGUUGAGUUAAAGAAUUGAGAGGUGCUGUACGAGUAUGGUAGUAAUUUAUAUCAUGUUUCUUGCCUCUUACUAUAUCACAAUCUAUUCUAUACUUGUUCUUUAUAUAGUCUGCAUCAAAACUUAAUACCCAAACGUCUAGCCUUCUUUUAUAGAAAAUGUAUCUACUUCUUCUGUUUGUCUUUUUAGACAGUGUCUUUGUUUUGCAACCUGAAAUGUCUUACAUAAUUUUCCAGAUUUACUGAAGAGUACAAGAAUGAUCCUCACCGUGGAUAUGGCAUGGCAGUGGUACAUGUGUUUGAAAAGAUUGAUAGCGGCGAGUAUGACAAUGUGUUUAUUCCUGCCAAGGAGCAGUUUGAUGGCAGAGGGUCAUACGGUAAUGGAGCAGCCAUGCGAGUGGUAGGAAUCCCACUGGCCUACCCCAGCAUUCAGGAUACCAUAAAGGUUUGUCUAAAAAAAAAAAACAUAUGUUUAGUGUUAUGCUUCUGAAUACAACUUUGUGUUUGUAACUAAGCACCAUAAUAUGGUGUUCUAAUUUCUAAUCUGUGAAAAUUAAGAAAAGAACUAGUUAUACCACCCAAUGAUGCCAAUUCCAGCGCUUGAGGCAAGCAUCUACAAUUUGAAGUGAUUAAUUUAGGGUUUACACUAUUCAAAAACAAUAUAAAUAGUUAUAAAUAUAUAUUAUAAAGCAACUCGAUUGGCUGAUCUCAAAACACUUAAAUUUUAAAGGUGUAAAGAGUUGUUGCAGAAAUGGACUUUCACUUUUUUCUUAUGAGGCGGCUAGAAUGGAGCCUGCUAAAUGUGCGAGUCAGAGACAGGCGACGAGGGAGGGUGCUGUGAUCUUACUCUGCUCCCUCGAAUGCCCUGCAGUGAUGCCGGGAUAUGACGUCAGUCCGGCCCCAUCACUACCAGUGAGGGAACAUUGCAAGAAGAUGACAGGCUCAGAGAAGCCACAAUGGACUCCAGGGAAAGCAUCCACUCCAGCAAAAUAACAAUAAUUUGAGAGUGUGUGUCAGUCAGAGAGUGUGUGUGUGUUUAGGUGACAGGCCCCCCUCCAAUCUCAUGGGAAAGGUGGGUUUUUAUUCGUCUUUUUUCCCACACCAUGCUGGUCUCGCAUCGGCUGCCUCCUCCUCCAUGGCUGAGAUAAUCAACCUUGAUGAUCUCAGCUUUUCUGAUGCUUUCCGAUAGGAAAACAUUGUGAGGCAAAGCGCUGCGGAAGUCUGCAUUUCCUCAUAUGCAUUGAAUCAAUGCAUGUCUAUAGGUAAUGUUCAGCGCCUCCAUGCAGUGCAUAGAUUAGGAAGCACCUCUAGUGGCCAUCUGAGUGACUGUUACUAGGCAGCAAUAUAAACACUGCCUUUUCUCUGAGAAGGCUGUGUUUACAUUGAAAUGUCUGCAGGAACAGGCUACGAAACCAGAAUAAGGCUGUAGUGGUUCUUGUGACUAUAGUCCUAUUAGAGAGUCCCGAGAUUCAAAGCAAAUUUGUCUAGCCCUAGCAUAAUUAUGGGUGGUGCAUCCACAUUGUAAUGCUCCUUUAAACAAUAACAUGUUAUGCUGCCCACUUCACUUACUGUUCCCAUAUGUCAAACACGUUUUAUGUAAAUUGUCUUGUCUACCUAUUGUACAGCCCUACAGAAUAGGUAAGCAUUAUAUAAAUAAUAGCAUUUUCUAUAUAAUAAUAUAAAAUAGUACAUCUAUAAAAACUCAUGAAAUAUAUAUAGAUCAGCCACAAUAUUAAAACCACCUGACUAAUAUCGUAUAGGUCCCCCUUGAGCUGACAAAACUGCUCCAAUGCAUUGAAGCAUGGACUCCAUAAGACCUUUGAACAUAUCUUGUGGUAUCGGGUACCAAGACAUUGGCAGCAGACCCUUUAAGAUGUUUAAGGUGGCGCCUCCACCUUGAGAUCUGGGGAUUUGGAGGCCAAGGCAACACUUUAAACUCUUUGUCAUGUUCCUCAACCAUUACUGAACAAUUUUUGUAGGGUGGCAAGGUGCAUUAUUAAUGGCUAAUGCUAUUAGAGAACACCAUUGUCAUGAAGGGAUGUAUGUGGUCUGCAACAAUGUCAAAGUAAUAAACACUUGAAUGCCAGGACCCAAGGUUUCCCAGCAGAGCAUUACCCAGAGCAUAACACUGCCUGUGCCGGCCUGCCUUCUUCCCAUAGUGCAUCCUGCUGCCAUCUCUUUUCCACGUAAACAAUGCACACACACCUGUCAUCCACCUGUUCUAAAAGAAAAUGAUUCAUCAGACAAGGCAACUUUCUUCCACUGGUCCAUGGUCCAGUUCUGAUGCUCACAUCCCCAUUUAAGGUGCUUUCGGACAAGGGUCCUCCUGGGCCCUCUGACUGGUCUAUUGCUAUGCAGCAAAUUACGAUGCAUUGUGUGUUCUGAUACCUUUUUAUAAUGAACAAGAUUAAGUUUUUCAGCAAAUUGAGCUACAGUAGCUCUUCUCUGUGAUAGGACCAGACAGGAUAGGUUUUGCUCCCAACGUGCAUCUUUGAGCCUUGGGUGCCUUGAUGUUCGUUCACCGGUUGACCUUCCAACGUACUAACCACUGGGAACACCUCACAAGACUUGCUAUUUCAGGUGUUGCUCUGACCCAGUCGUCUAGCCAUCACUAUUUGGCCUUUGUCAAAGUCACUCAGAUCUUUUAGCUUACCAAUUUUUCCUGCUUGCAAUACGUGAAAUUCAAGAAAGGAUUGUUUACUUGUACUUUUAAUAUAUCCCCCCCAUGACAUGCCAUUGCAAUUAUAUAAUUCUUGUUAUUCACUUCACCUGUUAGUAGUUUUAAUGUUGUGGCUUAGUCUGUAUCAUGAAAUAAUUUUGUGUAUAUAUUUAUUUUUUUUUUGUCUUUCUACAAGCAGUAUGCUAAACUCAGUGGCCAGCUGACUCAUGCCUCUUCUCUGGGCUACAAUGGAGGCAUCUUACAGGCCCUAGCUGUGCAUUAUGCGUUGCAGGGGGAGCAGAGUAAGGACACUUUUCUGCAGCAUCUUCUGGACCACAUGCAGGAGGUAGAAUCGGAUGAAAAAUCCUGUUCUGAUGCCAGAGCGUGAGUACAUUUGUUAUCAGUAUUAAUUCACAUAUGGGCUGAAAAAUAGCUUUUAAACAAAAAUGAAACCCAAGGGUUUAAUUGGAUUAACAAUGUCCCAGAGAACCAACCAUUCCCCAGUUUAAUAGUGGAGCUUUUACUACUUGGUUUUGUUUAGACAUGAUGCUUUUCCAGUCUUCUAUGAUUAUGUUCAUUGUUGCCUACUGUAAUUUUUGGGAUGAGCAUGCCCCGGUCACUAUCCCUUAUAUUGGGUAUAAUUAUAUUGUGAAGUUAUUAGUUGAUGCUCUCAACAUGUGAAUGGCAUUUAUAUUUUAGGAACCACAAGUUUGUAUUAGACUACUAAAAUGAUUUGCCACACUGACCUGGGAGGCAGCAUCAUAACCAUUACAAUGGGCUUUGAUGUUUAUGGUCCUUUGCAUGUCAACAUAAUGUUUUAAAAUUCUGGUGUUUGCUUGCAAAUCUCUAUAUAACGCUGCUCAUACCUUCCUAUCCUCACUAAUACACAUCUCUCUGCCGAAGAUGUUUUUAUUCUCUUUUCGUAUUAGCACCUCUUCUUCCUCUCCUGCAACCGUGCCAUCCAAUAAACCAACCUCUUACCAUUUUACCCCACUUCCUUUAGAAUGUAAGCUCAUUUGAGCACUGUCCUCAACACCCUCUGUUUCUGUGCAUCCGUCUUGUUGCAAAUACAUGUCUGUUGGUUCACCUAUUGUACAGCACUUUGGAAUUUGUUGGUGCUUUCUACAUAAUAAUGAUCUUUCUCUCAUCUUUAAUCUGCUCUCCUCUCCCCCUCCCCCUCCCCCCCCCUUUUCUUCUUUCACAGGCUGGAGCUCGGAGAGUUCCCCUUCUGUAAUAAAUUAAAGAAAAUUAAGGAGUUUUUAGAGAAAGGAAAUGUGUCACAGGAUAAUGUGGUUGAAGAACUGGGUGAGUUUUAGGUUGUUUCCUAAGAGUAUAUUCCCUUGUUAUGCAACUGGCAAUGUGAAGGUUUACAGAAAAACUGAAACUAAAUCUAUCAUAAGGUAUAAUUAGCAUCCCAAGAUCUUAACAAACUAAUCACACUGUAAAUAUGUUAAUUAGCACAAAACAUAAAAUACAUUCUCUUCUCCCAAAGGUAAUGGAAUUGCUGCCCUGGAGUCUGUCCCCACUGCUAUCUAUUCAUUCCUGAGAUGCAUGGAUCCUGUGGAGGAACUACCCCAAGAAUAUAACAACCUACAACGCACUAUUGCCUUUUGCAUCUCACUUGGAGGGGAUACAGACACUAUAGCUACCAUGGCUGGGGCUAUUGCUGGAGCAUACUAUGGGGAGGAACAGGUUCCACUCAGCUGGAAGCUCUGCAGUGAAGCAUAUCAAGAUGCUGAAUUGUGGGGGGAAAAGCUACAUCAGUUGUACAGCACACGAAUGCAGAGUUCAGGAUCUUAA
This is a messenger RNA of Pelobates cultripes (western spadefoot toad), 13421 nucleotides long. Lineage: Eukaryota; Metazoa; Chordata; Amphibia; Anura; Pelobatidae. The record is from the annotation of a GenBank genome assembly.